AUGACGAUCGGCACGCUAUUUCCAGGCUUCACGCCCUUCGACGUAACAACAGAUGCAUCCAACAACAUCACCAUUCACGGCAUCAAAGCCGGCGAGGGCCCGCCUCUACUCCUCAUCCACGGAUUCCCGCAAACACAUGCUAUCUGGCACAUCGUGGCGCCGCAGCUGACGUCUUCGUACACUGUCGUCGCCAUCGACAUCCGGGGCUAUGGAGCAUCGUCGAAGCCGCCACCAACGGCCGACCACGCACUCUACAGCAAGACGCACAUGGCGCGCGACUGCAUUGCAGUGAUGAAUCACUUCAGGUUUUCGCGCUUCUUCGUCUGCGGUCACGACCGCGGCGCGCGCGUCGCGCACCAGCUCGCAGUGAAUCACCCGGACGCCGUCAACAAGAUGAUCCUGCUGGACAUUUGCCCCACGCUCGCAAUGUACGAGCAGACCAAUGCCGGGUUCGCGACGGCCUACUGGCACUGGUUCUUCCUCAUCCAGCAGCAUCCGGCGCCCGAGACGUUCAUGAGUGCGGCGAGAGCGCGCGAGUGGCUGGCCAUGUUCACCGUGGGCGCGAAAAACCCCGAGGGGAAUGGAACGGCGUUUUUCAAGCCCGAGGCUUUCGAGGAGUACGUGCGCGCCGCCGAGACGGAGGGCAGCGUCGCGGCUUAUUGCGAGGACUAUCGCGCGGCGGCGACGGUGGAUUGCGAGGAGCAGAGGAAGGACAGGGAGGCAGGGAGAAAGAUCAAGUGCGAUUUGAGGGUCUUGUGGGGGAAGAAGGGCGUUGUCGAGAGGUUUUUCAAGACGCUGGAGGAGUGGAGGAAGGUGUGUGAAGGAGAGGUGACGGGCGGGACGGUGGAGAGCGGGCAUUACAUUCCGGAAGAGGUGCCGGAGGAGGUGGUGAGGAACAUCAAGGAGUUUCUGGUUUGA
Messenger RNA from Diplodia corticola, 918 nucleotides. Its product is annotated as alpha beta hydrolase. The transcript has a single exon. The record is from RefSeq and is a predicted model, not a curated record. Lineage: Eukaryota; Fungi; Ascomycota; Dothideomycetes; Botryosphaeriales; Botryosphaeriaceae. The coding region runs from base 1 to 918 and encodes 305 amino acids. Gene Ontology annotation, molecular function: hydrolase activity.